GCUUUAGGUGUUGAAGUGAAAAAAGACCCUAUAUAAAGAUAAUAUAGCUUAUAAAGUCUCUUCUCUGCUCCGUCAAGCUGAGGAGGAUAAAAACCCUAGGGUGAGUGAGACAGAGAGAAGCGAAAAUGGUGCAGCGCCUUGUUUACCGAUCACGACACAGUUACGCCACCAAAUCCAACCAGCACAGGAUCGUCAAAACUCCAGGAGGUAAAUUGACGUACCAGACCACUAAGAAGAGAGCUAGUGGACCUAAAUGUCCCGUUACCGGCAAGCGUAUUCAGGGUAUUCCUCACUUGAGGCCAACUGAGUACAAGAGGUCACGUUUAUCAAGAAACAGGAGGACCGUGAACCGUGCUUAUGGUGGGGUUUUGUCUGGUUCUGCUGUUAGGGAAAGAAUCAUUCGUGCCUUCCUUGUGGAGGAGCAAAAGAUUGUGAAGAAGGUUUUGAAGCUUCAGAAGGCAAAGGAAAAGGUUGCUCCCAAGUGAUCUAGACCCUAUUAGUUUUUAUGUUUUAUGGCUCUGUUCUAGCGAUAGUACUGGUUGCAGAGAAAAACAUUGUGUACUCAUCAAAAAAUUUAAGCUUUUUUGUAUUGGUUUUGGAUCUUUGGCUCUGUCUACAAUUCGUUUCGGUUUUCGUUUCUUGUUCAUGUUGAGUUCACAUUUCACGUUUUCAAUUCUUACCCCCGAAACUUCCUAUUGGUUACAAAUGAUUUAUACUCUUUUUUUCUCUUUUGAGCCUAAAACUUUAACUUCUGCAAUAUUUGUUACAUGAGUGAUUAUCUAUAAUAGAUGGUUGUGCAAAUUUCUUU
Molecule: messenger RNA, 808 nt
Organism: Arabidopsis thaliana (thale cress)
Lineage: Eukaryota; Viridiplantae; Streptophyta; Magnoliopsida; Brassicales; Brassicaceae
Gene: RPL34
Product: ribosomal protein L34
Exons: 4
Coding region: 126-485 (119 amino acids)
Biological process (GO): translation
Cellular component (GO): ribosome
Molecular function (GO): structural constituent of ribosome
Source: RefSeq, marked reviewed